Molecule: messenger RNA, 597 nt
Organism: Fusarium keratoplasticum
Lineage: Eukaryota; Fungi; Ascomycota; Sordariomycetes; Hypocreales; Nectriaceae
Exons: 1
Coding region: 1-597 (198 amino acids)
Source: RefSeq, a predicted model, not a curated record
AUGGCUGCCGACCAGCCACCCAUCAAACUCGAAGUCCCUUCGAAAUACGCCGCCUCCGCCUCAGUAGCUCCUCCCUCGGCUCCUGCCCUCGACUGGCUCACCACAACAUGGACUGUGACGCACUCGACGCUCUCCAUGUGGCGCGACGCGCGUAACGUGCGUAUCACGUACAAGCUUCUCCCGGGGACCACUGACGGACGGCCGCGCCUUGACGACUUGGUCGAGUAUGAGCCGACAUCCAAGGACGGAGUGCGCAAGACUGUUGAAGGUAUCGACACACAGGCUUCGAGUGUCGGAUGGGACUGGCGCGGUAAAGGUUGGCUGUUCUUCGUUGGCAGUCACUGGGAGAUUCUCGGCUGGGGAGAGGCCACGACGGCAGACGGCGUGAAGGAGAAGUGGGCGGUUACGUGGUUCGCUCCAACCGUGUUUACAAAAGAGGGAUUGGAUGUCUACUGUGAUCGAAAGGAAGGGCUGAGCGAGGAGACGUAUGCGGUGAUCAGGGAGGCUUUGAAGGGACUCGAGGCGAAGAAGGUGGUUGAGAUGGUUGAGAAGAAUAUGCAGCCUGUUGAGAUUCGGUUGCCGUGGAUUGAAGAGUGA